Molecule: messenger RNA, 2632 nt
Organism: Fragaria vesca subsp. vesca
Lineage: Eukaryota; Viridiplantae; Streptophyta; Magnoliopsida; Rosales; Rosaceae
Exons: 3
Coding region: 462-2366 (634 amino acids)
Source: RefSeq, a predicted model, not a curated record
ACAGUUACACAUACACGCUCACCCUUUUCUUUAAAACACUUAAAAAAGACAGAGGGCCUCUGUCUGUCUGUGAUCUCAUUAGUGGUGGUGGUGGCUCUCUCUCUUUGCCUCCUCUUGCUUAUCUUUGCUUUUCCAUGUGCUUAGUUGCUUAUUCUUCAUUAGCCACCUUUCUCUCUUUCUUUCCUUUUUAGGUUCCUCAAUUGACUCCUCAGACUUCUACUCUGUAUUAAACUUUGGGGUGAGCAAGAUAGGCUCAAACUUUCAGGCUGGUAAAUUGUAUUGCAAAUCAGCUCAUCCUAGCUUGUGGGUUUGGAGUGUUUGUGUUUUUGUGCUCUUCUUGGAUCCAAUUUUCAGAGGUGUCCUGUAAGAUAAGACUUGGACCAAGAAGUCUAUAUGGUUCAGUUUUGAGGCAGAAUUGAAGUUAUCUGCAAUUUAUGUGUGUAAUCUAAUUGGGCCAGCUGAUGGAUGAUCAAGUUAUUAGUCCUCAGAAAGAUCUGCCGGGAAAAGAGAGUCAGUCUCAUAAAUUGAGCAAGGAGAGAGUAUUAUCUAGAGAAGGUACUUUAAAAUCCUCUGGCUCAAAAUUGAAAAGGUUAGUCAAAGUGGCAAAUCCACAGCAUGCUCUAGUGUCAAAUGUUAAUAGUUCACAGAUUAGUAGAUGUUGCACAAAAAGUCCGUUAUUUCAAAGUACUAUUGGCGUCGACAAUAGGAUUCCAAAGCAUAUACUAAGUGUAGAUGAAAAAUUUCGACGUCGAUGCUUGGAAUUAAUUCAUAUAAGUGCAUCCAAAGCAGCUCAGUGCAAAGUAGCUGUGAAUUUGAGCUCUGCGAAGAUGGGUGUUUUAGCUGAAAGCCUUAGUGCUGGUAAAACUAGAAGCGGAGAUACAUGCGAAUCUGAUAGGUUUGUUUAUGAAUGCCCAUUGGCAGCUGGAGGUGGGAGUGUUGUCAUAAGCCCUGCUGGACAGUGGAUCGUAGGUACUGUUAUGGGGAGCAAGAGCAUGAUAAAUAUAUUGAAGAGCCCUUUAUGUCAUCAAGUUGGCCCUGAAGGCGGCAAUGCAGAUUCUAGAAGAAUAACUUCAAAUGAUGACAAAGGCUCGAUAUGCUAUGAUUUAGCGAAGUCUACUGGCGCAUUAACUUUCUCUUCACCGAAGACAGAAAAGGAAAUUCUAGUUAAGGGAAGCAUUAAAAAUGAAUCUGAUGGGGGUCACAGAAGGCUUCUUUCUACGUGUAGCAGAGACUGUCCAUCUUCUGAUCAAUCUUCCCCUUCGGCUCUUGCCAUCAUUUCCCAAGGAAUGCUCCAAUGCACGUGGAAGGGAGGGAAUCCUCAUUUUGUUUUCUCUACAGAUGAACAGAAGGAGGUCUAUGUAGCCAAUUUGUGGAAGGUUCAGUCUAGAGAGGACAAGUCUCUGGAUUACAUAUACUUGUUCCAUGCAGGAAAGGGCGGCCAGAAGAACCAUGAGAUUCACGAUAGUGAGUCACACCUAGUCGGUAAGAUGAAGGUGAGUAAUUUGGUUUCUCUCUGCUCAAACAAUUCAAAGAUCAUGGAGACCGAGUUUGUUUUGUAUGGUGGUGUUAUUGAAAUGCACACUUCUAGCCAUAAUCUCAGGAAGAGUAAGGGGUUAUCGAAAAAGAUGGCAGGAGUGUUCAGGACAAGUCACUUAUCCAAACAAAGAAUCAUCCCCAAAUUGAGUGGACCUCUUGAUUCUUCUCGGGAGUCAUGCCUAGAUGAUACAGCCAACAGUCAAGAUGCUCUAGGUGUGCCCAAUUUGUUAGAUGAUAACCUCCCUCCAAAUUUUGAAUUAGCUGCAAUUGUUAUGAAAGACCAUCUCCCUGAUGAUCGUAAGGAAGAAGCUGGAGGUUGGGGUUUGAAAUUUCUAAAGAAAGUUGGGGUGAAGAAAACCAAUAACUCUGUGGAAGUGUCAGUGCCUCUCAAAUGUUGUCAAAAUGAUGGUGAUUGCUCUACAAGUAUGGAUGUUCUGAUUCCAGCAUGUCUUCAUGGUGGACCAAGAACCAGAAAUGGUGGCCCUUCAAGUCUUACUGAAAGAUGGAGAUCUGGUGGAUACUGUGACUGUGGUGGCUGGGACAUGGGGUGCCCUCUCGCCGUACUUAAAAGCAAAUCAAGCAAAGAGAACAUUUUGCCUCAAUUAGAUACUCAAGGGGAGUGCAAGCCGUUUGAUUUAAAUAUACAGGGCUCUGAGCAUGCUGCUCCCACAUUAAGGAUGAUGAAUGUCCAUGAUGGUCUGUAUUUUGUUCAUUUCCAACCUACUCUGUCAAUUUUGCAAGCUUUCUCAGUUGCGGUAGCGAUUAUCCAUACACAGACCCCUUCUCUCCGGCCCAAAUGUACAGAAAUUUCAACUAAAGUCCAGGGUUGAAAUUUUUGUAGUCCUUGUAACUCUACUGUAUACAGCAGUGAGUAAUUUACAAUAUCUGUAUUUAUACUUAGAAUCAAGAUUGUUUCACUUAUGUUUUAUGGUUUUUGGAUAUAGUGAUAUCAGAUAGAUCUCUUAUUGUAGGUUAGAUGGUACUGGUUGGGAUUUUAUAAUCCUUUGAUUCUAAAACCAGAAACCCCUUGUAACCGAUCCGUAUCAUGAAUGUACAAGAGUUUGAUAUAGUUAAAUUGAUACAUCUUGAGGCCAAC